Prunus armeniaca (apricot) is the source of this 1533-nucleotide messenger RNA. The record is from the annotation of a GenBank genome assembly. NCBI's taxonomy places the organism in Eukaryota, Viridiplantae, Streptophyta, Magnoliopsida, Rosales, Rosaceae.
AUGGCAGAUGGUCAUGAGACUGAUAAGAACAUCGAGAUAUGGAAGAUUAAGAAACUGAUCAAGGCUCUUGAAGCUGCAAGGGGUAAUGGAACCAGCAUGAUUUCUCUCAUCAUGCCUCCCCGGGAUCAAAUCUCUCGUGUUACUAAGAUGCUUGGUGAUGAAUUUGGAACUGCUUCAAACAUCAAGAGCAGGGUGAAUCGUCAGUCUGUUCUUGGUGCAAUUACAUCUGCUCAGCAGAGGCUCAAGCUUUACAACAAGGUUCCUCCUAAUGGGCUGGUGCUGUACACGGGAACAAUUGUAACUGAUGAUGGGAAGGAAAAAAAGGUCACAAUUGAUUUUGAACCUUUCAGGCCAAUCAAUGCAUCUCUUUACCUCUGUGACAACAAGUUUCAUAUUGAAGCUCUGAAUGAACUCUUAGAAUCUGAUGACAAAUUUGGUUUCAUUGUCAUGGAUGGUAAUGGGACACUUUUUGGGACAUUAAGUGGCAACACUAGGGAAGUGCUUCAUAAAUUUAGUGUGGACCUCCCAAAGAAACACGGAAGAGGAGGGCAGUCAGCUCUACGUUUUGCUCGUCUUCGAAUGGAGAAGCGCCACAACUAUGUUAGGAAGACAGCAGAGCUUGCCACACAGUUCUAUAUUAAUCCUGCCACCAGCCAGCCCAAUGUUUCAGGAUUAAUAUUGGCUGGGUCAGCUGACUUCAAGACUGAGCUUAGUCAGUCAGAUAUGUUUGAUCCCCGUCUGCAAGCCAAAAUACUGAAUGUGGUGGAUGUUUCUUAUGGAGGGGAGAAUGGUUUCAACCAGGCUAUUGAGCUGUCAUCCGAGAUCCUGUCCAACGUUAAGUUUAUACAGGAAAAGCGCUUGAUAGGCAAAUACUUUGAGGAGAUUAGCCAGGACACAGGAAAGUAUGUUUUUGGUGUGGAUGACACACUAAAAGCUCUGGAGAUGGGUGCUGUUGAGAUUCUUAUUGUGUGGGAAAGUUUGGACAUCAAUAGGUAUGUGCUAAAAAAUACCACUACUGGUGAGAUUAUAGUUAAACAUUUCAACAAGGACCAGGAAAACAAUCAGAGCAACUUCCGGGAUUCUGCCAACUCUGAAUUAGAGGUUCAGGACAAGAUGGCACUGUUGGAGUGGUUUGCUAAUGAAUACAGGCGGUUUGGUUGUACUCUUGAGUUUGUCACCAACAAAUCACAGGAGGGGUCACAGUUCUGCCGUGGUUUUGGUGGCAUUGGAGGAAUUCUUCGCUACCAGCUCGAUAUGAGUGCGCUCGGAGUCGUCGUUGCUGCCGCUGCUCCUGAGCAAUGCUCACGAAAUUUCGCAGGCUUGAUCCAGGACAUUACAUUGUUAUCUGAUCCUGAAAAGCUUGACCCGGUGAUUUCAUCUGGAUCGCAAAAGAGGCUGGGCAUAUCGAUCAUCCAGAAUGAGGACAUGAUGCUAAGAGCUGCUUCCUUUGGAUCGAGACCUUGCGAACAUAUGCACCCAUGUUAUGAGAACCCCAUGAACGAUUCUGGUCUAUGGAGUAGUGCUUUUGGUUAA